Striga asiatica is the source of this 2303-nucleotide messenger RNA. The record is from the annotation of a GenBank genome assembly. Lineage: Eukaryota; Viridiplantae; Streptophyta; Magnoliopsida; Lamiales; Orobanchaceae.
UAUACCUUACCCAAAUUCUAAUCACGAGCCCUAAUUAGAAAACCCAAUCUUUCUUUUCCCCACAUUUCCCCUUUCAUUAUUUCCACACCAAUUUACACACGCAAAAAAAACUGUCGCUAAUCGAAUAAUCUGACCAGAACCAUCGUCUCCCCAAAACCCAUGUGCCAGUUUCCACUGCAAUCCUCAUAAAAAUCCUUUCUUUGACGAAAUCUGGUGUCUUCUUCCAGAAUUUCGCAAAAUUCUAAGCACUUUGGAACAAAAAAUCUAAGCAAUUGAACAAAAAUCAAAGCACUUUCAAUCCCCAUUAUUUUUUAUUUUUGAAGUUUCAUUUACACCCUCAAUUAGUUUCAGCUAUGGCUGCUGCUGCCCUGCGGUCGAAAUCCUCCCGGGACAGAGCUUCGGCCGCCGUCUCCCAGCUCCGACACUUCAUCCAGAACCACAUGCAUGCGGGCCGGGACGCCCGAUUCGACUACUUUUACCACCACAACCCCAGCUUCAUCUCGGGCUCGCCUUUCAAUUUCUCCCCCUUCAAGCCCCUCUCUUACCGCGGCGAGUACAUCGAUGGCGGCGGGACUUUCCCCAAAAUUUUCGGGAAUAAUAACAAUAUUAAUAGUAGGAAGAAAAUCGAGAAUUUGGGCUCGCAGGGAGACCCGCCGGAGGUAUGGCAGCCGCCUGACCGGCUUGCGGUCACGCCGUCCAUCAGGUUCAUUCAGGUCGAGAACAGUGACGACCCGAAUGCGGGAUCUGGAGGCGGCGGGCUUGGGGCGGGCCACAGGGAUGACUGCUGGGGCGGGUCGAAUCUCGGCCCGAAUUUUCCAACACCGAAGGAGAUAUGUAGAGGGCUCGAUAAGUUUGUGAUCGGGCAGGAGAAAGCUAAGAAGGUCGUUCUUUCUGUAGCUGUUUAUAAUCACUACAAGAGGAUUUAUAAUGAUUCAUCACAGAGGCCUGCUGGGAGUACAGAUGGUGGCAAAACUGAAGGCGCGGAGAUUGAAAACGUGGAGCUUGAGAAAAGUAACAUUCUCGUUAUGGGUCCCACAGGGUCAGGGAAAACACUACUUGCCAAAACUUUGGCAAGGUUGGUUAAUGUCCCCUUUGUUAUAGCUGAUGCAACUACGCUUACACAGGCCAGUUCUCUUUCUGUAUUCUUUUACUUGAUACAAGAUAACUACUCUUUGAAAUUCUAUUAUUCUAAUGUUGCCGAUUAUAAUGUUGCAGCUGCUCAGCAAGGCAUAGUUUAUAUUGACGAAGUUGAUAAGAUCACUAAAAGGGCCGAGAGCCUUAACCUUAGUAGAGAUGUGUCUGGAGAAGGUGUUCAACAAGCGCUUUUGAAGAUGCUCGAGGGAACUGUGGUCAAUGUCCCAGAGAAGGGUGCUCGUAAGCAUCCUAGAGGUGACAAUAUCCAGAUUGACACGAAAGAUAUUCUCUUUAUAUGUGGUGGUGCUUUUAUUGACUUGGAGAAGACAAUCUCAGAAAGACGUCACGAUUCUUCAAUUGGGUUCGGUGCUCCCGUACGAGCCAACAUGAGAACAGUCGGUGUUACAAGUGCUGCUGUGACAUCAUCCUUAUUAGAUACUGUUGAAAGUAGUGAUCUAAUUGCAUACGGUCUAAUACCUGAGUUUGUCGGGCGAUUUCCUGUACUUGUUAACUUGUCGGCCCUUACUGAGGAGCAGCUUGUUCAGGUUCUAACAGAGCCAAAAAACGCAUUAGGCAAGCAGUACAAAAAAAUGUUCCAAAUGAAUGGAGUGAAAUUGCAUUUCACAGAAGAUGCACUUCGAAUGAUUGCAAGAAAAGCAAUGACCAAAAACACGGGUGCUCGAGGCUUACGGUCCCUGUUGGAGAAUAUUUUAAUGGAUGCUAUGUACGAGAUUCCUGAUGUUAGAACUGGGGACAAUAUAAUAGAUGGCGUUAUAGUAGACAAAGAAUCUGUGGACCGUGGAUUUGGGGCCAAGAUUCUUCACGGCAAAGGGGCCUUGGACCUCUAUUUAUCAUCACAACAUAAGGUGAAGGACUCGGAGACUUCUGCAGAUGGGUCUGAAGGAGAACCCGAGGUCGAUAAUGAGCUUCCUUCUAUUGUAGCCUUGUAAUAAAUGUUUUUUUUCAUGGAUUGUACAGCAUAUAAGAAAAUAAACUGAGGUGAAAUUUGUUUACCAGAUUUAGAGGAGACUUUCAGUUCUGUGCUAAUUUGUUGUACAUUUUGCUUAAUUGCCCUAUUGUAAAUGGAUUUGUGGAAAUCUGGUAUAGUUUGAAUUUAAAUGCCUCCCUUUUGAAUGUUUGGAGUUAUUAUAUGGUUAUUUACAUUUUAC